Molecule: messenger RNA, 666 nt
Organism: Caenorhabditis bovis
Lineage: Eukaryota; Metazoa; Nematoda; Chromadorea; Rhabditida; Rhabditidae
Source: the annotation of a GenBank genome assembly
AUGUAUUCGUACGAAUAUUUGCCUGAAAACCACACAAAAGGGCAAAUUAUAUACAAAUUCAAAGAUGUCAGAUCAGUCAGCGAUCAAGUUUUCUUGUCCACAAGAGUUAACAGAAUGCUAUGGACUCUUACUCUCGAGUUUAAUAAAACGAUGAAUAUGAGGAAUAGAAAAGAAGGAAGAAGAUACAUCGAAGCAAAAAUUAAAUGCCACAAUAAUAUCAAAACUAACUUUGAGUGCGUGGCAAAAGUCGCCUUGAAAACAGUUUUGAGAGCAGAAAACGGCAAAAUAACCACGAUUGUGAGCGUUUCGAAUCCAGUGUACAGUCCGGAUCAUGCAGAAUGUCGGAUGAUUCAGUUCGAAGACAAUUUAUUUUAUGCUGAUGUCGAAAUGCAGCUUGAAAUCAUUGUGAUUUCAUGCAAAGGAAUUCCGGAAAUAUAUGAUCCAUUGAAAAGCAUUCCGGAAUUCGCCGACGUUACAUUAAUAAUCGAAGGCAAAAAGUUGAAAUCAAAUAAAUUGUACCUCACAAUGCAUUCGCCGGUUUUUGGAAAGAUGUUUUCGGACAAUCCACAGAAUGAAUAUGUUCUAGAUAAUGUAUCAUUUUCGCAAUUCGUCCUUCUUCAUAAUGCGAUAAUGCCUGCUGGAGAAGAUAUAAAAGGUAUCAAUUAA